AUCUGCCGCAGUUGCUGUUAACCAGCUUACCUGACCCAGCUCUACAACAGACAGGACAGGACUAUCCGAGGAGGAUGAGCAACAUGGCCACGGAGAUCGUUGCCUUCAUCCUGACCAUAUCUGGAUGGAUCCUGGUCUGCUCCACGUUGCCUACUGACUACUGGAAGGUGUCCUCCGUGGAUGGGACAGUCAUCACCACGGCGACCUUCUGGUCCAACCUGUGGAAGACCUGCGUCACGGAUUCUACAGGAGUGUCCAACUGUAAAGAUUUCCCCUCCAUGCUGGCUCUGGAUGUGUAUAUCCAGGUGUGUCGGGGCCUGAUGAUUGCGUCUGUGUGCCUGGGGUUCUUUGGAGCCACCCUGGCCCUGAUGGGAAUGAAGUGUACCAGGAUCGGAGGCUCAGAGAGCACCAAGGCCAGACUAACAGGCCUCGCAGGCCUUCACUUCAUACUCAAUGGGCUUUGCUCCUUGACUGCAUGCUCUCUGUACGCACACAGGAUCACAUCCGAGUUCUUUGACCCACUCUUUUUUGCUCAAAAGUUUGAGCUGGGCGCAGCGCUCUUCAUCGGCUGGGCUGGAUCGGUGCUCUGCAUUUCAGGAGGACUCAUAUUCUGCCUCUCCUUGUCAGAGGGCUUCAGUCGAGCAGAGUGCUCCUACAGUGGUGGUACGUCUAUGGUAACCAAGCGUCACAAACCCGGCAAGUCUGCCGACAGUUUCUACAAAUCGCCAGUUUCCACAGACCCCCGAGACCCAGCAGAACACUCAAGGCAGUUUGGAAAGAACGUCUAUGUGUGA
Messenger RNA from Oncorhynchus keta (chum salmon), 794 nucleotides. Its product is annotated as claudin-10-like. Gene Ontology annotation, cellular component: plasma membrane; bicellular tight junction. The coding region runs from base 75 to 794 and encodes 239 amino acids. Lineage: Eukaryota; Metazoa; Chordata; Actinopteri; Salmoniformes; Salmonidae. The transcript is spliced from 5 exons. The record is from RefSeq and is a predicted model, not a curated record. Gene Ontology annotation, molecular function: structural molecule activity. Gene Ontology annotation, biological process: cell adhesion; bicellular tight junction assembly.